GGCGGGCGGGGCCGCAGCCCGCAGCCCGGCCCAGCGCAGCGCAGCGCAGACGGAGCCAUGGACUGCGGCGUGAUCACCUCCAAGACCGUGCUGCUGCUGCUCAGCCUCGUCUUCUGGGCGGCAGCAGCUGGUCUUAGCUAUGUUGGGGCAUAUGUCAUUAACACCUACAAGAAUUACGACCACUUCCUGCAGGACAAGUAUGCUCUGCUGCCAGCUGUGAUCAUCAUUUGUGUUGCUGUAGUGAUGUUCAUCAUUGGACUGAUUGGCUGUUGUGCCACCAUCCGGGAGUCCCGUGUUGGGCUGGGUUUUUUUCUGGUCAUUAUUUUGAUUAUCUUUGUUGCAGAAGUCUCUGCUUUUGUCCUGGGAUUCAUUUACAGAGAAAAGGUCAAAACAGAUGUGCAAAGCACAAUGCGUGCAGUCUUCCAGAAAUAUGAUGGGAAAAGCGCAGAGGCUGAUGUUGUGGAUUACCUGCAAGAACAGUUUCAGUGUUGUGGAGUGAAUAACUACUCUGACUGGACAACCACCCCAUGGUUUAAUAGCACUGGUAAUAACAGCGUUCCUGUGAGCUGCUGUAAACAGGAUAUUAAGAACUGCACAGGACAACUGAGUGAACCACAGGAUCUCAAUACUGAGGGCUGUGCACCGAAGGUGGAACUUGGGCUGCAGAGCGUUCUCAGCUAUGUUAUGCUUGUAAUCCUGGGAUUUGCCAUCAUAAAGUUCUUUGGAAUGAUGAGUGUCUGUGUGCUCACAUGCAAGAGGGAGGACAGUGGCUACCAGCCCUUGUAUUCGGGGGUGUUUGCGUGAUAAGAAGACAGAAAGAUUAUUUUUCAUCUGUUCCUUGAUGAUAAAAAAAAAAAAAAAAAGGAUUUGUAUAGGUGUCCCUAAAGAACAUUCAUUGUACGACCCUUUUGUAACAUACUGUAUUUUAUUUACCUGAACA
Molecule: messenger RNA, 940 nt
Organism: Alligator sinensis (Chinese alligator)
Lineage: Eukaryota; Metazoa; Chordata; Crocodylia; Alligatoridae
Product: tetraspanin-36-like
Exons: 7
Coding region: 58-804 (248 amino acids)
Biological process (GO): protein maturation; protein localization to plasma membrane; regulation of vascular endothelial growth factor signaling pathway
Cellular component (GO): membrane
Source: RefSeq, a predicted model, not a curated record